Molecule: messenger RNA, 729 nt
Organism: Drosophila grimshawi
Lineage: Eukaryota; Metazoa; Arthropoda; Insecta; Diptera; Drosophilidae
Product: protein doublesex-like
Exons: 1
Coding region: 1-729 (242 amino acids)
Source: RefSeq, a predicted model, not a curated record
AUGACCAGCCAGGGACAGGUCAUGUCACCGCAGAGCCCCCUGGGCAGCUCCUCCGCUGGCGGUCAGACAAACAAUAAUAAUAAUAACAACAAUAACAACAAUAGCAGCACAAAUAAUAAUAACAAUAAUAACAACAACAAUGAGGAGCAAGUGAAGCAACAACAACAGCAACAACAGCAACAGGCAUCCAGCAUAGCAGCCGCUGCAGCAGCUGCCAUGUACAUGGAUCCCAUGCGCUAUCAGCAUGCGCACCAUCCACAUCAUCCGCACCAGCAUCCGCAUUUGAAUCCCGCGCAUCAUCCGCAUCUAUUCCACACCAGCGAUCAGCUGCAGCAUCCACACGCCCAGCAUCUCCAAUCGCAGCAGACGGCGGGCAACGGAGGUGGUGGUGGUGGCGGUGGCAGCAAUAGCUCCCAACUCUCGCCGGGAGCGGGCAGCAACAGUGGGUUGACGUUGCAGCCGGCGGGCGGCGCCGUGUCGCCGGGCUCGACGGCGUCCAGUGUGCUGGGCGGUCAUCUCAAUUUGAAUGCGCAUUCGGCGGCGGCGCUGCAUCAGCAUCAUCACUAUCAGCACCAUCAUCACCAGCAGCAUCAUCACCAUCAGCAGCAGCAGCAGCAAUUGCAUGCGCGCCGCUUAUUCGAGCUCAGUUUGCAGUUUGGUGCGGCGGCAGCGCCGGGUGCAGUGCGUCAUUUCAAUAGCUUUGGGGGCGGCGGUGCGGGUGGUGAAUAG